Molecule: messenger RNA, 1142 nt
Organism: Malaya genurostris
Lineage: Eukaryota; Metazoa; Arthropoda; Insecta; Diptera; Culicidae
Product: queuosine 5'-phosphate N-glycosylase/hydrolase
Exons: 2
Coding region: 64-1077 (337 amino acids)
Source: RefSeq, a predicted model, not a curated record
UAAUGACAAUAAUAUUGUCUAGUUAAGGGCCACUAUUUUGGAGCCAAAUUUAAAUUUCUUGAAAUGGGUACUCUUUCUCCAGCUGAAUCUGGCGAAUUUAUUGUAAAAAAUGCCAAAUUUCUGAAGAUCAACGAACAAGGAAUCAAAACUUUAGUGAAAGAAGUUAUAACCGGUGUUCGAACGAAGUUAAUUGAUGUAGAUAAUUUCUCUCAGCAUGAAUAUCACCCGAAAUCAACGGAUAUAUUUGCCACUAAUUGGAUUUUUCUGGUUGAUACCCUAAAUUUUUGCUUUUGGACCCCGGGUAAUGCAACUAAGUGGAAAGUCGAAGGUCAAACCGGCUAUUUUGCACUAUGUGCUGCCGUGAAUCGCGCUUUGAAAGAUGGAAUUAAUAUUACAAAUCCUACAUUUUAUUCAAAAAUCACACUUCCCGAACUUGAACAGAUUCUCCGUUCUGAUGAUGGCCAAACAAAGGUUCCGCUUUUACAAGAAAGAGUACAAUGCCUUCACGAAGUUGGCAAAACAUUGUUGCAAAAGUAUGAUGGAAAGUUUGAGAACUGCAUUAAAGCAUGUUCGAAUUCUGCUGGUGAGCUUCUAAAAUUAAUAGUAGACGAAUUUCCUUGCUUCCGAGACGAGGCUGAGUACAAUGGUCAGCAAGUAUCAAUCUACAAAAGAGCUCAAAUUUUGAUCGGAGAUGUAUGGGCAUGCUAUCGAGGAAAAGAUCUGGGAUAUUUCAGUGAUAUCGAUCGGAUUACAAUGUUUGCUGAUUAUCGAGUACCUCAGGUUUUAGUUCACUUCAAAGCCAUUCAAUACAAUGACCAAUUGAUGACACUUCUGAAGACGGAUAAACUUCUAACAAAUGGUUGCCCGGAGGAAGUUGAAAUUAGAGGAGCUUCUAUUUAUGUAGUUGAGCGUCUUAAAGAGAUGGUAAUUGCGGAGCUAAAAGCAAACCAUCCGGAUAUUUCGGUUAAACACGUAAAUGCUGUUUUGUUAGACCACUUUCUGUGGGACUACCGGCGUAAACAUGCCACAGAGCUGGAAUACAUUCCCUUUCAUAAAACUGUUAGCGUUUAUUACUAACAAAAAGCAUAAUUUGAUGUUAAAUGGGUUUUGAGAAUAAAGGUUUUUUUUUAUUGGGAGUACAA